UUAUUUGAAUGGUCAGCAAGAGUCGCUUCGCUUUGUCUCGGUGCAACCAUGAGUUCCAUGUGGCAACAAGAUGCAUGAUUCAUCCGUUCAAGUCCUACUCUUCCUCUGUAAAACAAUUCCAAAUUCCAAAGACAAAAGGAAAAUGAAGAAUGGGGGUCCCCAUCCAGACAUGUCCAUAAAAAUUUGAUCGCUCAAGAGAGAGAAACUCCAAUGAACUUUCGCCAUUGAAUAACCCAAAAUUCACUCUAUUAUCUGCUUUCUUAUUUGCAUGAAUUCUCUGUAUAUGCUAUCAAAAGAACAGAAAAAGACGUGACCUUUACUAUGAAAGACAAGCUUAUAAGCUCUUCUUUCGAAUUCAUUAUGUUAGUUUCUUGAUUUAAUUAGCUUCCAAUUCACAGGAAAAAGAAGCAUUUAUUCAUCAUUUCGUCUGAUGCAGCUAUUGCUUAUUCCUGAUUCUACCACCUUGAAUUACUGGUUGAAUUGGAGGGUGUUGCUAUGUGCAAUUUCGGUCUUAACCCCUAUGCUUGGAGCUGUAUUCAUUCUUUGGAAACGUGAAGGUUUGGAUCAUUUGAGAUCUUGCAGAGGAAAAAGUCAGCAAGAAAUUAUAUCCAAUUCUUUGUAUGAAGAUAGAGCUUGGAGGCCAUGCCUUGAUCAAAUAGACCCUAUUUGGCUGUUGUUUUAUCGAGUUAUCGCUUUCUCUGUGCUUUUGGCAUCCCUCAUUGCCAAAAUUUCUGUUAAUGGAUUCCUCAUGUUCUUUUACUAUACACAAUGGACUUUUACUUCUGUUACCUUUUAUUUUGGGUUUGGAAUCCUGCUAUCCAUCUGUGGUUGUUACCAGUAUCAUAGAAGGGGCAGGGCUCACUCAGGGAAUGAUGCUGAGCAAGCUUAUCAUGUUCCUCUAUUGUAUGAAGAAAGGACCAAUAUGCAUGCAGAGAGAAAACUCUCAAAUCCCCGAAAAGAAGUUUAUGUUUCCCAAGUAGCAAGUAUCUCAAGUUAUCUGUUUCAAGUUCUAUUCCAGAUGAAUGCUGGAGCAGUGAUGCUCACAGAUUGUGUAUAUUGGGCCAUUAUUUUCCCAUUUCUUACCAUCAAAGAUUACACUAUGAAUUUCAUGACCGUGAAUAUGCAUACACUCAACGUCCUUGUACUCCUUGGUGAUGCAGCUUUGAAUUGCUUGCCAUUUCCUUGGUUUCGGGUUUCUUACUUUAUUCUAUGGACGGGUGCUUUUGUCAUUUUCCAAUGGAUUCUUCAUGCUUGUACAUCGACUUGGUGGCCAUAUCCAUUUCUUGACUUGUCAUCACCAUAUGCUCCGCUAUGGUACUUGCUGGUGGGAUUGAUGCAUUUUCCAUGCUACGGUUUCUUUGUGUUAAUUGUCAAAAUGAAACAUGAGCUGUUGGCGAAUCAGUUCCCUCAGUCUUAUCGAUGCCUAAGAUGAAGAAUGAGUCGGUGUCUUCCUUAAUGAGUAGACCCGAAAUGAAUUUGGGGCUCCAUAUCAAAAUUAUACACAAGAUACCCUGGCUGUAAAAUGGCAGGAUUGGGAUUUUGGUUAGCAAAGAGAAUGGCUGAAAAUACAGAAUGCAGUUUGGAAGGUGGUAGCUCUGAGAUGCUUACACCGUUCUUAUUGUUUCGGUAAAGUCAAGAUUGAUAUGUGUUCAAUGAUGAACCUAACAUUCUUCAUCACUCUGAUAAGAAACAAUGAAGUUAAAUAGGGUAAGGAAUUGUACAGGUGCUAGUACGGUAGUAUUUCAGUGUAGACUUUAAACAAACUCACUUCUCAGAAACAGGUUUCUCAUUUCAAUAUAGUGCCUUGACUAUUUAUCUACUAAUGUAUUGAUUUCUUAUUAUAAAUGGACAGUUAUCACGUGUUA
Molecule: messenger RNA, 1865 nt
Organism: Ricinus communis (castor bean)
Lineage: Eukaryota; Viridiplantae; Streptophyta; Magnoliopsida; Malpighiales; Euphorbiaceae
Exons: 9
Coding region: 431-1432 (333 amino acids)
Cellular component (GO): membrane
Source: RefSeq, a predicted model, not a curated record